AGUUUAAGGACAUUGAACUGUUGAAGACCUAAAGGAACAUUCUAGAUCAUACCCUUUUGUUGAGACCUUCUAUACCUGAAAAACCAUGGUCGCUUUGGAGGUUCACAAGAGUUGUCCAAGUAACUUUAGUUGUUCUUUGCUGACCAAAACAGUAACAGCUGUUCGUUCCUGUUCUUUUGAUAGAGAUUCACACCAUUAAACAAAAAAAUUCUUUUUUAUACUUUUUUCAUCAAAUAUUCAAUGUCAAAAUAUUAAAAUUUUCCCUCAUUUUUGAACAUUUUAUUUUUAAAUAGCCUUCUGCACAAGACAUUAUAAGGUUAUAGUUCUGCAGGUUUCAUCUAUCUUUUGUGAAUGUUAACUGGAGGUCUGAAAAUGAUUGUAUAUGACAUUAUUUCGAAGAGAAAAAAUUGUUCAUUUUAAUGACAUAAAGUCCUAAAUAGAAUGUUAUUUUAGUUGUUAUUUUUGAAAGUGUUCUCUCUGAAUUGUGUCAACCAUGUUAAGUGAAGAAUCUGAAUUUUCUUCUUUGAAGACUGUGUCUUCUUUUGAUAAAGGAGAUGAUUCUACAUUAGCUGUUAGGGUAGAUUCGGACGAGCUACAGAAAUUUUCGCCUUCUAGUCUACUUGUCGAAUCGUUAAUUGAGCAGCUAUGUAAGUUAGUGGAGAAGAACCCAAAAAAACGCAGGAAACUGUAUUUAGAUGUAUGCGAAAAACUGCACCAAAUGAAUUUAAUUGACGAAAAUUAUGAGAAAGAAGAAUUUGCAUUUAUGCGCAGUUACUACCAAAAAGCUUUAUAUCACUUUCUCACUACUGCGAAAACUACCUCAGUUGAUACUAAAGCUGCCAUUCUUUCUGCUGUGCCAGAUAAAUUAAACAUUCCUGCAAAAGGUGUAAUUGAAUGGUCGAGAUAUUCGACAGAAUUUGAAGAAUUAGAUUACAUUGCAAAAGGUGGUUUUGGACACGUCUACAAAGUACAGCAUAAAUUAGACGGAGGUUUCUAUGCUGUGAAGAAAAUUUUUCUCAGGUACUAUAAUGUCCCUGAUUUUCUUCAAAACUUAAAAGAAGUAAAAAUGUUGGCAAAAUUCAAUCAUCCGAAUAUCGUAGCUUACAAAGCAGCCUGGUUAGAACCUUUUAAGAAGAAGAAAAAACUAAUCCCUGCCAUCGAAAUGAGUAUGUCUAGUGAGGAAAGCAUGAAAGAAGACUCUCUUGAAGUUGUGUUUGAAAGCUCGGUUAGCAGUAAAAUAGAAGAAAUCGGCGAUGAAGUUUGUAAAUUUUCUAGUAAUGUAGACCUCAUGUACAGGUGUAAAUAUGAUUACGAAGAUAAAAACGCUGUCACGGAGUGGGCCGUUCUUUAUAUUCAGAUGCAGUUGUGCCAACAGACUCUGAGGCAGUGGUUGGAUAUAAGAAACGUUGACUCUCCUGAAAUAGAUAUCAACCAGUGCGUUGAGAUAUUUCGACAAAUUGUUAAAGGUGUCGAGUACAUACAUUCACAAGGAAUUGUACACCAUGAUUUAAAGCCGAGCAAUGUGUUCGUGAGCCAUGACUUGAAACAGAUACAGGUCGGAGACUUUGGGCUGGCAUGUAACCUUAUAACUCAUCAUCAGCCUAAUAUAUCCGUUGUUGAAACUCAUCAGCCCGGUCAGUUAGGAACCAAGUUGUACGCAGCUCCAGAGCAAUUGAACGGCUACUGUCAUCCUAAGAGCGAUGUUUAUAGUUUAGGUAUAAUUUUCUUCGAACUUCUUCAGCCUUUCUCUACUGCGAUGGAAAGAAGUAAAGUAAUUGGUCAAUUGAAAUCAGGAAAUAUACCAUCAGAUUUGGUUUCAUCUUUCCCCAUUCAGGCAAACAUCAUAAGUCAGGCGAUCAGCAAAAGUAUCAAAAGGCGACCUUCAUCCAGUGAACUUCUUGCAGUACUCGAUGAAUCUCAGAUUUCGGACACCCAACGUGUCCUGGCUGAGCAGACCGAGACCAUAAUGAAGCUGAAAAGGGAAUCAAUAGCAAAGGAUGAAGAAAUCGCUUCUCUCCGUGCCCAAUUAAAAGAGCUUGCAUUACAAAGAACAGCGGUUUAAAAAUGCCAUGUAUUGGAAACCUAUACAUGUUUUUAAAAAAUCUAUUUCUUGUCUUUGUAAUUGAAAAGUUUGACUUUUUCUAUAAUGAAACAAGCCAUAGAGACUGAAAUAUUGUGAAUUUUGUAGUGUUUAAUUAAAAAAUAAAAAGACAAAAUAUAAAUAAAUAUAUUUAUUU
Messenger RNA from Nezara viridula (southern green stink bug), 2237 nucleotides. The record is from the annotation of a GenBank genome assembly. NCBI's taxonomy places the organism in Eukaryota, Metazoa, Arthropoda, Insecta, Hemiptera, Pentatomidae.